GGCUUCUUGGGCUCUUAUAUGAUAUUAGAAUAUGUUUUAUUGAAAAAAGUCAGAAAUAAUUUAUCAGUUUUUUCUGUUUCGAAUCGAAUUGGGAUUGGAAAACUUCGCGGGGGCAUUAAAGCCGGCAGAAGAUCCAUAAAACGGCAGACAGUUUGUUUGUUUUUUAUGAGAAUUGUAACCCUAGCACACAAAUAAUUAGUGAGCUAUUUUUAUGGAUCGGCGACGGGGCUGCGCAUGCGCAUUAAGAACUGAAUAUUGAGAUCUGAGUACAGAGCACUGGGUACUGAGUACUGAGUGCCGCGGGUGCAGAAGAAUCAGGUGCUGGGGGUCUUCAUCCACAAUCGUAAUUAGAAUUUCCAUUCUUGAGGAGUGUGCGAGUGUGUUGUUGAUAUUUGUGCACAUGUUGCAAUGCAUUUGAAGAACUCGUCGUGAACUUAAUAACUUGAGCCGUCGGCACCAUAUGGGGUCCUUUUUCUGUUUUUUAUUUUGUGUUUUGUGUGUUUGUGUGCCGAAGAGCAUCGGCAUCUGGUGCAUGGAACAUAGACAGGCCGGUAUAACCUGUUAUCCAGAUACGGGAAGUGAGCCGAAAAUUAUGCCACAAAGCUGCUGGCGAAUCUGUCACUCGACUGCGUUUAAUUAACAAUUAAUAAAACUUUUAAUUUGCGACCAACUGGCACUGCACUGCGCCGUUGACAGCGCUGAAUAUUAUGUUAAUGGCAGUGGGGCAGAUGGGGAAUUGGAUAAUGCCCGCAGAUCCCAGCCAUUUGCCCUGGUAAUUCUUCAUUAAUCAGCAGCGCAAUCAUUUACGUAAAGCGCGAGCGAUGGUAAUGCGUCGAGCAAGCAAACCUAAUUACGAGUUAUGAAUAUCUCAUCGGAUAUUAAAUCGAUGGCCGGCAUUUAAGUCCAACAAGCCACGACCAUGAUGAUGGUGAUGGUGAUGAUGAUGAUGAUGGGAGCGAUGAAUGGGUUGGUUUGCCCGGUAUCGUUGUCCGUCCGUUUGUCCAUCUGUCCGUUUGUCCAGUCGGAAGUGGCGACACUUAAUUGCGUAUUGAGUGCAUUUUCAAUUUUUAUUGCACCGCGCUUCCAGUCGAGCAUUAUGUGCUGCGGUGUGUCGUGGUAAUUUAAAUCCACUACCACUGCUGGGAAUUUGCAAUUUGCCGUUCCCACCAUCAGAUCCGCCACAGUGGGCGUGGCAGUGAUGCCCCCGGACUCAUUAACAGUAUCUAGUAUGCGAUAACCACCAUAAUAAUCGAUGCUGGAGCUUGUAGCCUUUAUCAAAUGGCGCGCAUGCAAAAAUAUUCCCAACCCACAAUCGGAGAUAAACGAUGAAGUCAGUCUUCAGAAGUCAUCCCAACAUUGCGGGCGCAAGAAAAUGAGAGCUGUCAAGUGGUUAACUAUUAUUUUGGUGACCUUGAUGGGUCACCAACCCACCGCUGCCGUGGAAUUCGCAGAGUGUGCCAGUGCCCCAGAAAUGGGCAUCUACGUGGCCAGCUCCAGUAAUUGCUCCAAGUACAUUUACUGCGCUGGUCCCGGAUCCUUUGAGGCCGAGUGCCUGGCCGGCCAUUACUACGCCGAGGAUCUGGACCGCUGUGUUGAUCGGGAGUUGGUGAAGAGGUGCCAGGAUCCACUGGCCAGCACCACUAAGUCACCUUCGGUGGUUAAGAAACCCCAACCACCGCAGAUGGCGGCUCAGAAGGCGGAACCACUGGCCAUCACUCUGCGACUCUUACCAAAUGCCGGACCCUGUUAUCCUUACAUGGUGUGCUUCGAAGGAGCGGGCCUCACGAGUGCCUGUACACCCGCUCAUCUGGUGUCCUGCAACCGUCGCCAAUCGCCGGAGAUCAUUACCCAGUGCCAGCCUGGAGUCUAUGGAUUUAUGCCACAUCCCCGAAACUGCGCCUACUUCUACUACUGCUCCAGUGGCUCGAAGCACAUCCACCGAUGUCCAUUGAACUACACCUGGCACCACGAACGCAGGUCCUGUGUCCAGCCAUCCGAGAAGCAGUGCUUCUCCGAGAGAAUUCGCCUUGUCAAAAAGAAGCAGCCAUAACUCUAAUG
This is a messenger RNA of Drosophila gunungcola (fruit fly), 2058 nucleotides long. RefSeq lists its product as uncharacterized. The transcript has a single exon. The record is from RefSeq and is a predicted model, not a curated record. Lineage: Eukaryota; Metazoa; Arthropoda; Insecta; Diptera; Drosophilidae. The coding region runs from base 1253 to 2050 and encodes 265 amino acids. Gene Ontology annotation, molecular function: chitin binding. Gene Ontology annotation, cellular component: extracellular region.